Aspergillus eucalypticola CBS 122712 is the source of this 733-nucleotide messenger RNA. RefSeq lists its product as uncharacterized. The transcript has a single exon. The coding region runs from base 185 to 580 and encodes 131 amino acids. The record is from RefSeq and is a predicted model, not a curated record. NCBI's taxonomy places the organism in Eukaryota, Fungi, Ascomycota, Eurotiomycetes, Eurotiales, Aspergillaceae.
UAGCGGAGGAGAGAAAUCAAAUAACAAAGAUAUCUGUUUUUUAUUUUUCCCUUUUCCAAACACACACACACACUCAAAAAGGGCAGGCAUUGGUUGGGAUGUAUGAGCCAUGAAGCAAUGAAAGCACCUCGGAGGGAGGGGAGUUCUUCUCUCUUCGCUUCUCUCCUGGGUUUUCACCUUGAACAUGUCUAGCUUUUACUUCGAGAUUUUUCGUUUCAUAAAAAUCCGAACUGUCUGGAAUCUUGUGAAAGGGAUGACAUGCAAAAUUGUUCUAAUACCAUUUAAAAGACUGUUAAAAAGUUACACCCUAUCACCGGAGGAGAGACCUGGUAGACAUACCUUACUAUUUACUAUACUAUCUUUGGUAACUCCGAUGGGGAAUUUGAUGAUGGUAUACCGUAGAAGGAUCUAUCGAUUCGUAGUAACAUCUCAAUAUUCUUGCGGGGUCAUAAUCAUGUCGCUGUUCUGGAUUCGAUCCAUCGGUCGAUGGAAUGCUCCAUCCUAUCUACCUUAUCCCCAGAUUCAACCUCCAUUUGAGGCUCUUCUCGGGUCCAGCCCUGAGAUUGAUCUACAUGGCUAAGAUCUCGUACCUUGCAUGACACCAGGCUAUGGCAUUGAUUCUGUCAGUGCUAUGUAGCUAUAUCUCAAUAAAUGAUAUGUUGUCCGCAUUCACACGAUUAUGGUUAUUUGCUACUACUCACUUCAUAUACGUCCUUUGCAAUAGUAAACUAAG